AUGAAAAUAUCAGAGUAGACUGAGAGGACUACAAUAUGGCAGAGAUUACGCAAUGAUUAAUUAAAAAUAGACUACCUAAUCUUCUAUGAUAAUUAAAAUAAUCGAAUUUAGGGACAGUACCUACUUGUAAUUCUGAGAUUAAUAGAAUCUGAUGCAAUUGCAAAGGAACAAAUACAUUCGAAAAAUAGAUUAGAAUAAUUAGAAGAUAAGAGCUAAAAGUUAAUAGGUAAAGUAUUGACGUUUACCAAACCUUGCACAUGA
Tetrahymena thermophila SB210 is the source of this 261-nucleotide messenger RNA. RefSeq lists its product as hypothetical. The transcript has 3 exons. The record is from RefSeq and is a predicted model, not a curated record. NCBI's taxonomy places the organism in Eukaryota, Ciliophora, Oligohymenophorea, Hymenostomatida, Tetrahymenidae.